Messenger RNA from Histoplasma capsulatum G186AR, 1206 nucleotides. RefSeq lists its product as uncharacterized. The coding region runs from base 1 to 1206 and encodes 401 amino acids. NCBI's taxonomy places the organism in Eukaryota, Fungi, Ascomycota, Eurotiomycetes, Onygenales, Ajellomycetaceae. The record is from RefSeq and is a predicted model, not a curated record. The transcript has 2 exons.
AUGUAUCUCAACCUCACAAUGUCCUUGAUUCUGGACCUACCGGGCGAGUUGCUCUUGUUGAUAUUUGAGAAUCUUAAUGACUUAGAUGAUGUUUUGCAUUUGGGACGGGCUUCACAUCAUCAGUAUGACAUUCAACUGUGCUAUCUCAUCGAGGUGAAUCAGCGGUAUACAUCAAACUAUUUGACCUUUCAGGAGGAACCACCUACAUCCUGCCGACCAACAGGCCAAUCUCUUUCAAAAUCAUUUCAAGUUUUGACCUCCGACCUACAAGAUGAGUUCGUGUGGUCGAUUUCUACCAGGUGGCAAGGACUGCAGCUUCUUCGAGAUCUCUACAGACACCCAGCAAUCCAGUCUGCAUACUUCUGCUCCAGCCUUCAUUACCGUGACGAUUUCCUCUCUAAUCAGAAUACAGAAAUGUUGCAGUGGGAAGGAUCUCUACCCCAUCUUGAGGCCAAUUCACCUGGGGUGUCCCUGGUCCCGUUUGACGCGAGGCAGACACAACGAUUCCACCAGUCAUUGUCAGCUCAGUGGCUCGCGAUUGAGGCAUUAUGCCUGUGGCGCGUGUCAGUGUUCCAAACAUCACAAGAAAAACUCCAGGUGUUCGAAAAGAUUCUCAAGAUCUGGACAGAUAACCCACAUCGAGAGGUCUCCGAAACAAUGGAUAUCCUGGAAAUAUUUGAUUUUGUCUGGGGAUUUUUACUCAGAAGGAUUUUCGGGGAUGUUACAGAUCUCUCAUCCUGGUUGCCCCCUUUAGACCUCAACUUGAGUAUUCACUUCAUUCUACAUGAUUUAGAAGAGAGCUGGAAAUGGGAUGCAUUUAUAAGAUUUCUUCUCCCUCAUAUGCGGCCUUCCAAUAUCAUUGAGCUUCUUGUGCUUCGGACCUGGAACCCAUCGCUUUCCUGGCCACCAGAUAAGCCAAAUUUCCUUCGACAACUUGGUUUCUUCGACACAUGGGAUGGAAUUUGUUUGGUAAAUGAUGUGCACUUUCCUUAUGACACAUACAUUGCUCCUUCUCUUGUCGAAAAUGAUGUACUUAGGAGACUCAAACAGUAUGGAUCGAGUUCCGAUAUUAUUGAAGUAUGGAAGGUUUACCGAGAUGAAGCAUGGAUAAAGGAUGCCAGAGGUAAAGUUCUGUCUUGGGAUGAAGAUCAAGGCUGGAUUAUCAAGCAAAUCAUGACUGCACUGGAGGAAAUCAGAAGUGGGUGA